Molecule: messenger RNA, 2763 nt
Organism: Gasterosteus aculeatus aculeatus (three-spined stickleback)
Lineage: Eukaryota; Metazoa; Chordata; Actinopteri; Perciformes; Gasterosteidae
Cellular component (GO): plasma membrane
Molecular function (GO): high-density lipoprotein particle receptor activity
Source: RefSeq, a predicted model, not a curated record
GUUUCGGGGCGUGGCCAGAGAUGGUUCGCGUAUCAACCGCAGACUUGCUGUUGGGAUGACACGAUGAACAGUUUCUCGCUUUUGGGUUAGAUUACUGGCCGCCGGGUUCGUUGGUUUUUUCUCUCCUUCCUUUUAUUUUCUCUUGUAUCGUUCGGGGAGAGUUUUGCUUCCCACUUUUUAUUCGGAAAAGGAUUUUUGUCAUCAUGCGAAGAUCAGCUGCCGUGUUCUUGCUGCUGUCGCUUCUGAAAGCGUCGGUGUGUAUCCAGGUGAAUGUUCCUGAGACGGAGCGCAGCACAAUGCUGUUUUCCUCCGUCACCCUCCGGUGUGACUACUCCACCUCUGCAAACCUCCAAGAAGUCCUGCUCACUUGGAGGUUCAAGUCCUUCUGCAAGGACCCCGUACUGGAGUACUACUCCUCAGCGUACCAGUCUGCGCUACAGCUGGGACAGGACCCGGCCAACGAUUGUCCGGACCGCCAGCGGACGGUGCGCACGGUGAUCCAGAGGAGAGGGAACAGCCAGCCGACGCUGGGAUCAGAGUACCGCGAGCGCAAGAUCACCAUCCAAAACACUGCUGACCUGGUGAUCACUGAGGUGAUGUGGUGGGACAACGGGGUGUACUUCUGCACCGUCGAUGCCCCUGGAGACACCACGGGAGACUCUGACAAGGAAGUCAAACUCAUCGUUUACCACUGGUUGACAGUGCUGCUCAUCGUCAUCGGAGCCCUCCUUCUGAUCAUCCUCUUCGGUAUCUGCUGCUGCCAGUGCUGCCCUCAGAAAUGCUGCUGCUAUGUUCGCUGCCCCUGCUGCCCACAACAGUGCUGCUGUCCGGAAAAAGCGGUGAUGCAGCAUCGUAUGAUGAGGGACGCCCAGAAGGCCAUGGCGCCCUGGAUGGGGGGACAGCCGGUGUAUGGACCAAUAAGCCCCAGCCCCUCCCAGAUGAACCCGCUGCUCUACUCCGGAUCUUCUUCAGGGAAGAGCUACCCGAUGAAGCCCAUGCCCCUCCCUCCCCCCCAGUCUUCAGCUUACAGCGCGCCGGCUCCCAGUGUCCACGGCACACACACCCCCGCCAACUCCAAUCACAUGCUCGAUUACCUGGAGAACCAGGUGCGGGGGCUGGACAUGGCGACUCCUCUGCUACAGUCCCAGCCUCCUCCUCCCCAGCACAUGCAGCACAUGCAACACAUGCAGCACAUGCAACACAUGCAGCACAUGCAGCACGUGCAGAACAUGCAGAACAUGCAGAACAUGCAGCACGUGCAGAACAUGCAGCAGAUGCCACCACCUCCCCAGCACCUGCUACACGCCCCAUUUUCCCCCGGCCCUCCCAGUAUGAUCUCUGCCCUUGAAGAUGGCCCAACAGAGCGCCGCGUCAUCACACUUCCUCCUAUCAGAGAGCAGCCGCCGGCCAGGAGCCGACCCGCUGCACCCAGAACCCGGCCCCCGAGCUCCAGCGCGAGCAGCCGCAGCGGCUUCAGCCGUCAUGACGAGCAUGGGGAGGCGAGCAGGCGUCACCCCUCCCACGCCCGGUCCACAGGGAUUCCCAGGAGCUACAGCGAGGAGUCACUAGACGGGCGACGUCACAGCGGGCCGAGAGGAGGCAUGGACCGACCCCGCUCCCGCUCCAGGGACGACCUGUUUGACAGCAGGUCCAGAGAAAACUACUCUGCCCCGGCAUCACGGCACGCCGCUGGAGGGUCCUGGAGCUCGGACGAUGAGGGCAGCAGCAGGAGAGGAGGCGAAGGCUUCGCUGAGAAACCUCCCAACUACUCCGAGUACGAACCUGGACAGAAACCGGGAGCACGGAAGAACCAGCGCUACUCCGACAAGAGCUCUCGGAGUGGUACCAGCGUCGUCAUCUGAGCCCUCCAGCUGUGAAAUGCACUGCAACAUCUGGUUCAGAGAACACCAGCACAGAACUGGGAGACUUGUUGUCUGGCUACUGGUAAACUUUUGAAUGCCAACAUUUUAGUUCGAGUUAAAGUGAAUCAUGAACACACUCUUUCAUUAUAUUCUGGCAGAAGGAUUCACAAAAUGUGAGAUUGAAUGUGUUCAUCAAAGUGUGAAGGUUGCAAAGAAAAUGCACGUGUGGAAACCUAUUUGGUAGCCAAUACAUUAUAAUAUCAUUGUUCUUUUUAAAAGUAAGUCAGGUUUUACCACUGAACAGAUUUUCUGAAUAAAUCUCACUCUCUGCUGGUUCAGCAGUGCAAUAGAAAUCUGUAGAAGAGUUUAGGACUAGAAUCCUGUGAAAUUAUUCCUUCAUGUGCCUUUUUAAUAGUUGUUUUACAUUUUCUCUUGAUUUCUUGAAGUGUACUAGGUUUUGAAGGGGAAACGGUGUGUGCCACUGUUCAGAUGUUUUUUAAUCCUUUUGUAUAUAAGAUAACAUUAGUUAAAUAACCGUAAACACUAUAUGUAAAUAAGUAUUUUACAUGGCGUUUUCACAUCAUAUGAAGUAAUAUGGACAUUGUUACAAUACACAAUUUUUGCGUUUUCGAUUACGGUUGUUCAUACAGCUUAAAAAUGUAAUGCUUUUUUAUAUAUAAAACUAAAGUUUCCAUCUUUUGCGUGAUUCAUAAUGAAAGUUCUAAUACUUCAUUAAAAAUCAGUUCCAUAUGCAUUAAAGAGGUUAAUUGCUCCAUUGAUGUUUUUAAGAAUUUGACAGUUUCUUCCACAAUGUCACAAUGUGCAGUCAUUGUGUUUUGAUUUAUAUUUUUAAAGAUAUAGUUUUACCUUGAAUAAAAUAAAUGAUCCAUUGAUAUAAUAA